Fusarium sp. VM40 is the source of this 702-nucleotide messenger RNA. The record is from the annotation of a GenBank genome assembly. NCBI's taxonomy places the organism in Eukaryota, Fungi, Ascomycota, Sordariomycetes, Hypocreales, Nectriaceae.
AUGAGCCCUCCAUGGCUGCAGACCAGUGGCGAUGACUCAGAAGGUCGAUUUCAGGUACUUGACGAUACAGAAUCACAACCUCAAACAACUGAGGAGUGGCGCACAGCGACAGAUGAAGGAUUACCACAGAAGCCGAGUGCUUCGGGAAGUGAGCUACACAGACCUGUGACGUAUAAGAGUUAUGCGACAUCGAGCAGUAGCCACGCAACGACAAGUAACGGUUAUGGGUCAACAGAUGACACCUACGCGACAGCUACCGGCUCGAUUUCAUACGAUUCGUCCAGCUCCGCUGGCAUGCCCACUGGGCGAUAUGGAUACCAUGAAGAUCAAGGCUAUCAGAAAAACUAUCAGGAAGAAUAUGAGUACGACUUUCAGAAAGUCCCUGUCGCUGUACAGGAUUCUACAGUUUACGAUGCCACCAAUGGUCGAGAGCAUAGCAGACCCUCCUAUGAUUACCAGAAUUAUCAGACAAUCAAUGCCGACCCGCGGGGCUAUCCAGAUGGCGACCUGGGUUAUGAUAGUGCGCUGGCUACAAGUAAACAGAGUUACAACCAAGAUCCCGAAUCAAAUACUGUCGAUGAUGCGGCUGAUGCCGGGAUGAAAUCAGCCAAUCCGCAAGAUGAUGAAAGAUAUCGGCGAGAAUAUGAAGCAGAGAGACACCGAAGAAGCAGGCAGAAAUCAUCGAGACAUCGGCGCCGGUAA